This is a messenger RNA of Lottia gigantea (owl limpet), 957 nucleotides long. RefSeq lists its product as hypothetical. Lineage: Eukaryota; Metazoa; Mollusca; Gastropoda; Lottiidae. Bases 1 to 957 code for a protein of 318 amino acids. The transcript is spliced from 5 exons. The record is from RefSeq and is a predicted model, not a curated record. Gene Ontology annotation, molecular function: hydrolase activity, hydrolyzing N-glycosyl compounds.
AUGACGUCUGGUGGUGAGUUGUUUCUGAUAGAUACGGAUGCUGGACUAGAUGAUGCUCAAGCUAUUCUGAUUGCACUAGCAUCACCAAAUAUAACUGUACUUGGAAUCACAACAGUUUCUGGUAAUACCAAUGUUCAUCAAGUAACAAAAAACGUUUUGCGCUUGCUGAAAGCGGCCGAUCAGUUAGAGAUUCCAGUCUAUAAGGGUUCGAAAGCACUAUUGAUUUCAAAAGAAACGCCAGUUGAACUUAAUUACCAUGGGAUUGAUGGAUUUGGUGAUGUUCCAGAUGAGAACCCUCCUGAUUUCAACUUGGUACAAAAGAAAUGUGCCGCUCAAGCUUUAGUGGAUAUCACCAAGGAGCAUGAAGGAAAGAUAACUCUUGUAGCGUUAGGACCUCUGACCAAUUUAUCAUUAGCUGUUAGAUUAGAUCCUGAUUUUGGUAAACGACUGAAAUCCUGUUUUAUAAUGGGUGGAAAUUAUAAAGGUGUAGGUAACAUUACUCCUUGUGCUGAAUUUAAUUUCAAUUAUGACCCAGAAGCUGCUCAUAUCGUACUAAAUGAUUUAGGUUGCCCAAUUACUAUGGUGUGUUGGGAACUUUGUUUGGAAUGUUCAUUUCCAUGGGAAAAAUAUCACGAACUAAGAUCGGUUUCUACAUCUAUUGUUAAAUUACUGAACACACUGGAUGCGAAAAUGGUUAAAAAAUGUCAAGAGAAAUGUUGGGAUAGAUAUAUCAUGUGUGAUGAAUUGUGUAUGGCUUGUGCUAUAGAUAAUACCAUCAAGACAAAGUCUGGAGAUUAUUACUGUACGGUUGAAUUACAUGGUACUCAUUCUAGAGGCUCUUUAGUUGUGGACAGAAUAGGUGUGAUGGGUAAAAAGGAAAAUGUCAACAUUGUACUAGACAUAGACGCAGACAAAUAUGAACAAUUGUUGAAAAAUGCAUUGCAAAUAAAUACAUAA